This is a messenger RNA of Bombus huntii, 1757 nucleotides long. RefSeq names its product NF-kappa-B-repressing factor. The transcript is spliced from 7 exons. The record is from RefSeq and is a predicted model, not a curated record. NCBI's taxonomy places the organism in Eukaryota, Metazoa, Arthropoda, Insecta, Hymenoptera, Apidae. Bases 445 to 1629 code for a protein of 394 amino acids. Gene Ontology annotation, molecular function: nucleic acid binding.
AAAAUCGGAAUGAUAUUAUACAUGAAAUAUUUUUGAGAGUUAAAGGCUCAAUUUAAUUCCUGAAUAGUUCAAGAAUUUGCUUUACAGACCGAAAAAUUUGUUUUUUAUUUUCCUCAUAAAGAGAUUAGUUCCAUCUUUCCAUCGCUAAUCUUAAUUAAUUUCUUAAGUUCUAAGCUUUCCUAAGAUCUCAAAUCUAUGUUAUAUUUUGUCCAUGGUGUUAUUGCUAUGUAAGCCAUUUUGCGAUAAUACGUUAUUUCUUAAUAUUGAAAUUUUUAAUUAUAUUUCUUUCUUGUAAGGUAUUUCACAUAAGUCAGACAAAAGCGUUUGAAAUACUUUUAAUAAGACAUCUACAUGAAAGUUUUGUGCAACUUGUAACAAAUGUUACACAUCCAGUGUGUUUAUGUAUAAAUUUGUAAUUUGUCAUAUAAAACGUGUGAUAUUGUGAUGAAAAUGAGCGGCGAGGAUGAUUGGGACGUAGAACGAUAUAAGACAGAACAUGAAUGUGACGAACAUUGGGAACUUAGACGCAAGUUUCUUUUAGCUCAUAAGGAUAAAUUUCCAGAAGAUGAACUUGUGUGUUUAGCUCAAGUAUUUACAAACGUGGAAUUGCUUGGGUGCAGAUAUCCUAAAGAGACGAUGCAAUUAAUUGCAGAGUUAGCUCAAGAUAUUGUUGGUGAAUAUAGAGAAAAACGAAAAAUUAAACUGCAAAGAAAAGUUGUGGAAGCUUCGGAUGCUGCUAGUUCAAAGGUUAAAGGAAGAAUUACUUCAACGUCUUCCAAUACAACCAAAACACCAGCACAAUUACAAAACACAAAGUUAUCACAUAAUUUAUCAUCUAAUAAAGUACCUGUGAAACGAAGGAGAUUGGAGGAGGCUCCAUUUGGCGAUAUUGUUAUAAUAGAAAGGGUUGGAGAUAUACCACAAAAUAUACUUACUAAUGCAGUCAGUGUGUCAGGUGGAAAUUUAGAAUGGAAAUUUGAUAAAAUUAAGGACUCUUAUAAAUGUAAUAUUUUUAUAAAUUCGAAACUGUUAGCGGAAGGUUGUAGUUCUAACCAAAAGUCAGCGAAGAAAGAAGCAUCCAUUUUUGGAUUACAUGAACUACAGAAGUAUUAUUAUACGAUCAAGAUUAAACACAAUAUAAAUAGGAAUGCUAAUGUAACUGCAACGACAAUGACUACAUUAAAAGAUGACGCUAUCUCUGAUGACAAUAUUGGAAGAAAAUUAAUGAAAUUAAUGGGUUGGACUGGUGGUGGUCUUGGUAAAUCACAACAGGGAAUAGUAGAACCUGUUAUGAUUCAACAGCAAAUGAGUAGGAAAGGUCUCGGAUUAAAGCAAAAUUCUUGCUCUGCAAAAGAUUUAAGAAAUAAAUGUAAAGACAUCAUGAGAAAGUACCUUUCAGGUGACAUGAGAAAUGAUUUAGUAUUUUCUGUCGAUUUUACAAGUGACGAAAGAGCAAUAAUCCAUCAGAUUGCAAGACAACUCGGUUUAAGGUCGCAUAGUUAUGGUCCCAAAAAUGAACGAACAUUGAUAGUUUCCCGAAAAAUAGACCCACAAGACCUAGUCGAGGAAUUAAAAAAUUUUGGGGGUAAUACUAACAAAUAUCAGUUAAUCGAGCCAACUGGACUGUAAAUAAAAUAAUAAACUUAUCUUUCCAUAUAUCAUAUAAAUUUUAUGCUUAGAUAUAAAUACCAGUUGCAAUAAAUCUAUGUAUUUUAUGAAAAUUAAAUUGAAAUAUAUAAUUCAAAACGUGCAUUUUA